AUGACGUCCGCCGCCGACCUCGCUGUCUCCGUUGAGGGGCUCACCCUUCACUCCACCUCCGAGACCUCCAAGUUCCCCAACUGCUACCCCUCCCUCAACCCCGUCGACAUCUACCGCGAGCACAUCGCUGAGAAGCUGGGCGAGGCCACCGGCAUCGACGCCGAGAAGAUCUUCACCCGCCUGGCAUGGACGAAUUCGCUGGACAAGGGUGACUUGUUGUUGCCGGUCCCCUCGCUGCAGAUCAAGAAGAACCCCCAGGAGCUGUGCAAGGAGCUCGCUGAGAAGUUCCCCGAGUCCGACCUCGUCCUCCCCCCCGUUCCCUUCGGCGUCCACCUGCAGUUCUUCUUCAAGCCCGAGCCCCUCACCUCCACCGUUGUCCGCCGCAUCCUGAAGGAGAAGUCCACCUUCGGUACCAACGGUAACCAGGGUCUGCGCGAUCCUGCCGACGCCUCCAAGGGUCGCAAGAAGAUCAUCGUCGAGUUCUCCUCCCCCAACAUCGCCAAGCCCUUCCAUGCCGGUCAUCUGCGCAGUACCAUCAUUGGAGGUUUCCUGGCCAACCUGUACACCGUCAUGGGAUGGGACGUCGUCAAGAUGAACUACCUCGGUGACUGGGGUAAGCAGUACGGUCUGCUGGCCAACGGCUUCAAGAUGUUCGGUGACGAGGAGGCCCUCACCAAGGACCCCAUCAACCACCUGUUCGACGUCUACGUCAAGAUCAAUGGCAUUGUCAGCCAGCAGGAGGGCCCCAUCAAGGAGCUCAAGGAGCAGAUCAAGGCCAAGAAGGAGAAGGGCGAGGACGUUGCGGAGCAGGAGCAGGAGCUCGCCAAGCUCGUCGAUGCCAGCGAGGACGAGAGCGCCCGUCGCUACUUCAAGAGCAUGGAGGACGGCAGCCAGGACGCCCUUGCGCUGUGGCGCCGGUUCCGUGAUCUCAGUAUCCAGAAGUACAGACAGACCUACGCCCGUCUGAACAUCGACUUCGACGUCUACUCUGGCGAGUCUCAGAUCAAGCAGGAGAGCAUGAGCAACGCCUACCAGAUGAUGGAGAAGGCCGGUGUGUCCGAGAAGUCCGAGGGUGCCGUCAUCGUCGACUUUACCAAGCAUGGCGCCAAGAAGCUCGGCAAGGCCAUCAUUGUCCGCAAGGACGGUACUCCCCUGUACCUGACCCGUGAUAUCGGUGCCAUCAUGGAGCGUGACGAGACCUACAAGUUCGACAAGAUGAUCUACGUCGUGGCCAUGCAGCAGGAUCUCCACCUGGCCCAGCUCUUCAAGAUCACCGAGCUCAUGGGCCUGAAGGACCUGGCCGGCCGCUGCCAGCACGUCAACUUCGGCAUGGUCCGCGGUAUGAGCACCCGUAAGGGAACCGUCAAGUUCCUGGAUGACAUCCUCCGCGAUGUGCGCGACAAGAUGCACGAGGUCAUGAAGAAGAACAACGAGAAGUACGAGCAGGUCGCGGAUCCCGAGGGCACCGCCGACAUCCUGGGUAUGUCCUCCGUCAUGGUGCAGGACAUGACUGGCAAGCGUAUCAACGGCUACGAUUUCAACCUGGACGCCAUGACCUCCUUCGAGGGCGACACCGGUCCGUACCUGCAGUACGCCCACGCCCGUCUCUGCUCCAUCGUGCGCAAGUCCGGCCUGAACGUCGAGGAGCUCGACUCCGCCAACCUCGACCUGCUGACCGAGACGCACGCCGCCGACCUCGCGCGUAUGCUCGCCCAGUGGCCCGACGUCCUGCUCAACACCACCAAGACCCUCGAGCCCACCACCAUCCUCACCUACCUGUUCCGCAUGACCCACGUCCUCAGCUCCAGCUACGACGUCCUGAAGGUCGUCGGCAGCGAGCCCGAGCUCAAAAAGGCCCGUAUGGCCCUGUACGAGUCCGCCCGCCAGGUCCUGCACAACGGUAUGCGUGUGUUGGGUCUUAGCCCUGUGGCCCGCAUGUAA
This is a messenger RNA of Aspergillus heteromorphus CBS 117.55, 1941 nucleotides long. RefSeq names its product arginine--tRNA ligase. Bases 1 to 1941 code for a protein of 646 amino acids. The record is from RefSeq and is a predicted model, not a curated record. Gene Ontology annotation, biological process: arginyl-tRNA aminoacylation; mitochondrial translation. Gene Ontology annotation, molecular function: arginine-tRNA ligase activity; ATP binding. Gene Ontology annotation, cellular component: cytoplasm; mitochondrion. Lineage: Eukaryota; Fungi; Ascomycota; Eurotiomycetes; Eurotiales; Aspergillaceae. The transcript is spliced from 4 exons.